Dunckerocampus dactyliophorus (ringed pipefish) is the source of this 2681-nucleotide messenger RNA. RefSeq lists its product as uncharacterized. The record is from RefSeq and is a predicted model, not a curated record. The coding region runs from base 109 to 1185 and encodes 358 amino acids. Gene Ontology annotation, cellular component: nuclear body. The transcript is spliced from 3 exons. Lineage: Eukaryota; Metazoa; Chordata; Actinopteri; Syngnathiformes; Syngnathidae. Gene Ontology annotation, biological process: positive regulation of DNA-templated transcription.
AUAUGACGGCUCCAGUGCGAUGACGCCACACGCUGGAGACGCUCAACCCGGAAGUGCCCUUGGUCUCCCACGGUGUGGCUUGUUUACAUUCUCUGCAGCUCGUCCAAAAUGAAUACUCCCGUCAUCAACUCGACGAGUUCUGUGUCCACAACACGACGGAAGCGAGAGGCUGAGCGCUCGGUCAACUGGACGGUGGAGGAGACUCAGGUGCUGCUGUGCGCCUGGAGCGAUGAGCGAGUCCAGAAGAGUCUGUCGGAAAACCUGCGCAACCGCCAUGUCUUCAAACACCUUUCGGCCCGCAUGAGCGACAUGGGCUUCUGCCGCAGUCCUCACCAGUGCCGACUGCGCGUGAAAACGCUGAAGGCCAACUACGUGAGGGCCAAGCUGCAGAGGAGCGUGGACAGCUCCCAGCUCUGCAACUUUAAAUACUUUGACGAGAUGGAUGCGGUGCUGGGAAGGAGGUCCGACGGAGCGGGAGGCGGGCCUCCUCGGAGCUCUUUUGGCGGUCAUCAUCUCAGCCCUCCAGGGAUCACCGGAAGGGAACAUUUGAGCUCGUCUGAGGAGAAAGGAGGCCGGCAGCCGUGGCGGCUGGACUUCCAAGUCAAGCUGGAGAACGAAGACGAUUCCGAGUUCAGUGACGCAGGGUUCACGCAAGAACUCGGAGAGAGGCGACCAGACGUUUGUUUAGGGUCAAGCGUCCAUUCUGUGCCUGCCGCUUCAACUGUGGACAUUGUGAGAUCUCCCUCCUGCCACAUGGUUCCGCCUCCGCCCACCCCGCCUGAAGCGUCCUUGCCGUUCCCCUCACCCGAGGGUCCGACGACACCCAAUGUCCUCCCUGCCGAAGCCGGCCGACUGGAACCGGUCCUCCAGCACCUGUCACAGUGCUGCCAGCAGCUGGUGUCGGAGACCCGAGGCCUACUGGCGCAGCUGGAGAAGCAGAGGCAGGAGCAGGCCCGCUGGCACCAGGACCUGCUGAACCAGUGGAUGCACCGGGAGGAGCAGCGGCAGAGGGAGGCGGCCGAGAGGGAGGAGCGGCGGGAGAAGGCCCACAUGGAGCAUCAGAUCAGGGUUCUGGAGCUCCUCACCAGCUUGGCCCGAGAACAAGGCUGCAGAUGUGGAGGCGGCAGAACCGCAGCUGAGGCGCCAAAUGUACCAAAUCACACAUUGAACAAGGAUGGAGAUUAGGGCCCUGUCAACACGGCAAUGUUACUGAGAUUGGUUUUUUUUGGCGGGUUGAAAAAAAAGUCUCAUCCAUACUGUGCCUGAUUAGUAAAUAGUUGCAUCCAGACGGGAACGGAUCACUGAGUGAAAACGAUGUAAUACACAAGCACAACUACGUGUUGCGCUGUGAACACACACGUGGGCGGAACUACGUGACACAGCGAACCAUACAAGAGGAAAGAACGCAUGCGCAUAAGUCCGUUGCGUUCUGCUUUUCAAAAUUUACGAGAAGUGGAAUUACAGUACUUCUGUGAGUCAUUAUGGACUAUAAGACAACGAAAUGGGAGGAGAACGUCGACCGGGGUGAGUCAUGUCCGUCGAAAUAUUCAGAUAUUAUGUCGCUUUGUCGUCAAAUCUCACUUUUUGUCACGUGAUGGCGACGAUGCGGUGGUGAGUUGGUGACGUCAUUGUUUUCAUAUUGCCUGUAUACAAGGCAACGACAAGUCGUUGUUCUCAGAUUUUCCCACUCUGGAAGCCGUUUGCAAAAAAUAUCAUUUCAGGUCACCCAGAACGCCAUUCCCGUGACGCUGAAACAAUAAAACGCUUUGCCGUUUUGACCUGAAAACGUUUCCGUGUGGAUAGCCCCUAAGAUGCUCCACUCCUCACAGAUUUUCAUGAACCAGACUUUAAGGUGAAGAUGGACAUGGAUUGGUGUACUGCUUGAAUUGUUUCAGAUGACCUUGUGGAACUCUGGAUGUGCGUGGCGAUAAUGACACAUGAAAUCUUUAAUCUCUCUUCAUUGUCUCACAUGUAAACACUUUAAACAUUAAAAAAAGUGCUGAUCUCAGUUCUGUUCUUGUGUUUUGUUGCCUUGAUCACACCUGAAAUUUGGCCCCCUUGCAACUAUUAACAUGCAACAUAACGUCCAUGCAUUCAGUCAACAGGUGACAAGCGUUGAAGCCUUGGUGGAGGUCUGUGUUCCUUCACACUUAUUGUUGCAUGUGUGUGUGAUGUGGACCGGUUCAGACUGGACAACUAUUUGUUGUGUCUGGCGGUGGUGUUUGUGGUGUCCCGCGUAGAGAUUGCAGUCCUGACCUCUGAAUCAUCUUCCCCAUCAUUCCAGCAAGAUGGAUUUACGGAAAAAUUUAAAUCUGCGCUGCUAAUCCCAGAUUACGUAACACUGGCUGGUGAGAUUAUGAAUGAGAUGUGUUCAAGUCACAUGUCUUUGUUUUUUUCAUUUUUAACAACAAAUCUACAGUAGGACUGCUCCAGUCCAAGCCGUUCUUAAAAUACUGGAAACAGAAAUGGUCUGUUCCAGGGUCAAGCUGUGGCCAUCAUAAAUGCUUUAUUAUGUUGGUGGAGUUUGACAUUCAUCCAGGUCAUUGUAUUCUCAGGGCAUUGAAUCAAUCGCAGAUGGACUGUUCAGGCAGUCUUAGACGAGACGUUUUACCUCUCGCCCCAUUUUAUGCCCAAACACUAGAUAGGACAUCUUUAGUUUUUUCUGACCAGUUCAUGCUUAA